GCAGAGCUCGAAAAGUAAAUUGUUUGUUUAUGACGUUGUCGUGACGGUCUGAGAAUGAUGAAGAAUGAUUGAGAGAGACAAGCUUGAAAACUUGAAAUCGUAAAUUAUACUGUGAAGAGUCAUGAUGUCAAAAACAACGUUUGUGUAGUUAAAAAAUGAAACGAAUUGUGUCGUGACGUUUCGUGAGGGGCCUCCUGUGCUUAAUUGAAAAACGCUCAAGGUUUAAAACUCUCGUUGAGAAAUAUCCGCGUAUCCAAAUGGUUACGAUCUCGCAUUAUUAUAACCUACGCCGUAUAUGCGAACUUUGUAUCAGCUGAUGGGCUCAAUGUAACUACGCGCACAAUUUUCCGCCGGAUUGUCCAAACAUUUCGUUUCCACAACUCACCGGAGGAAAAUUUCGUCAUGGCAGAUCUCGCUUUAGGGGAGCUCAGUAGUGAUCAGACUGAGAAAGUACUCCAAUUCCAGGAUCUCACCGGUAUUGAGGAUCUAUCAGUAUGCAGAGAUGUUUUGCAGAGACACAACUGGAAUCUGGAGGUUGCUGUUCAGGAACAAUUAAAUUUAUAUGAAGGUAGACCAUCCAUGUACGCACAGGAUUCGCGUGCUCGUCCACCACAAGUUGUAGAUGACAGUAGUUCGAGAAUUUAUUUUAGUUAUCCAGGAAGUUCCGGUGGAGGUGGUGGUCUCUUAUCCUAUAUUUUUUCUAUGUGUUACAACAUAGUGAGCAGUAUCCUACAGUUGUUGUUUGCAAUAUUUAGGAGGAACGUUAGACCUGUAUCCUCCGAUCCAGUGGAAGAUGUAGUCAACUUUAUUAGGUCUUACGAGGAGCGUUAUAGUAACAUUCAUCCAGUAUUUUAUCAAGGCUCAUACAGCCAAGCUCUUUCGGAUGCAAAACAAGAAUUAAGAUUUUUAUUGGUAUAUUUGCAUAAAGAUGAGACACAAGAAGUUGACCAAUGGUGCAGAAAUACGCUGCGUGAUCCAGAAGUGAUACGGUACAUAAACAUACAUACUUUGUUCUGGGCAUGUAAUGUAAAAUCUGGAGAGGGUUACAAAGUUGCGGAAGCGCUGAAAUCGGGUUCAUAUCCCUUUUUGGCACUUAUCGUGCUGAAAGACAAUAGAAUGACAAUAGUCGGUCGAUUAGAAGGUGCACCAUCUUCUGCUGAUUUAACAUCGCGUUUGCAAACAAUCAUAGAACGUAAUGAAAUUAAUUUGAUCCAAGCACGUCGGGAUAGAGCAGAGCGUAGCGCGGCGCAAUCGCUCCGACAGCAACAGGAUCGCGCUUACGAGGAGUCGUUACGCGCGGAUCAAGAGAAAGAUCGCAGAAGAGAGGAGGAGCGAAGAGCACGGGAGGAGAAAGAGGCCCGAGAGAAAGAACAAUUGAACGCGCAAGAGCUAGAGAUACAACGUAUACAACUCGAGAAGGAGCUUACUAUUAGCAAAGUACCCCUCGAGCCGGAACCGUCUAAUCCUAACGCGUGUCAUCUUCAAAUUAAGCUUGGAGAGAGAACGAUGAAAAGAAGAUUCCUUAUGACUGACACAGUUGAGGACGUUUAUCACUGGAUAUUCAGUCAGUCAGAUUCUCCGGCGAGUUUUGAAAUAACAACGAGUUAUCCCAGGAGAAUUAUCUAUCCUUGUAGAGAUAUCUUAACUCUAUUGGAUGCCGGCUUAACUCAUAGAGAGGUCCUGCACAUCAACGAUCUAGAUGAUUAAUUACGAUCGUUAUUUCGAUACAAUAUUCUUCGAAUUUUAGUGUCAUUCCAUGGGAAAAAUGAUACUGUUGUAAGAGACACUUAUUAAGAGAUAAUACGAUGCGCGCGACCAUCUAUACACACGCAAAAUACACAUGCGUAUAUAUAUAUAUAUAUAUAUAUAUUUGAUACAUUCUAGUACUUUAUGUGAGAUAUAACUUACUGUAUGCAAAAGAAAUAUGAUUAUAAUUACGUACGAUUGUCAUGAAAUAUACAAAAAUUAUAAAAAUCAAAAAAAAAAACAAAGUAUGUAUUUGUUACAUUGCAGCUCAUUAAAAUUACCAGUGUUAAUAAUUGAUACAUUUAUAGUACACUACUGCACUCAUCAAAAAAACACAUUUCGAAUAGUAAGAAAAAGUUAUAUAAAAGUAAGAAUGCCUAUUAAAUAUUAAAAAUUUUCUGUAUAACAAAUGAGCGAUUUCGUAAACGAAAAUUGUACAACAAACUCUAUUUCUUUUAUAUCUGCUGAUUAAAUGUUCUCAACAUUAAAGAGCGUACAUGUGAUAUGUAUAUAACAUAUAAACACAUGUUUCAACAUUGGAAAAAUUUCGAUGCAUACUUAAUUUCGUUUUCCUUGUUCAUUUCCAUUCAUUUUCUUUGUUCGUGAAAUGUACACUGAUUUUAAUAUAGAUAAAUAUAAAAAGAAGCAUUUUGCAUAAUAUUACGCGUUUAAAGCGCAAUCAAACAUCACAUUCGUUGUUAGUCUCAUAUAUAUGUAAUUAUAAUAUACAUAUAAGUAAUUAGUAUUGAGAAAAAAUAAAUAGUAGUUUAUUUAUAAGCUACAUAUCAAUAGCAAUAGUAAAAUUUUCAAUAGAAAAUACUUAUCGACUGAUUAUAAUAUUAUAUUCAAUAAGACUCGCGCGUAUAGCUAUUAUCUUUGAAUACGCGAGAACGUGUACGAAAAAAAAAAAA
Molecule: messenger RNA, 2657 nt
Organism: Formica exsecta
Lineage: Eukaryota; Metazoa; Arthropoda; Insecta; Hymenoptera; Formicidae
Gene: Faf2
Product: FAS-associated factor 2
Exons: 8
Coding region: 403-1707 (434 amino acids)
Cellular component (GO): endoplasmic reticulum
Molecular function (GO): ubiquitin binding
Source: RefSeq, a predicted model, not a curated record